CCGAAAAUACGAGAGCUGUUCUUUAUUCUGACCUCGGAAUUUUAGUUGAAGUACACCGAAAUUUAUUAGGGACUCAUCCGGUUCGCGGUCGUCUCGGCUUCGACCCGGCCCCCGGUCGGCCCAUUUCUGAAGCAUCCCCUUGGUUCGAAUUCCGAUCUUGUCCGAUUAAGUCCUCAAUUUCUAUCUCCACUUCUCAAAUCCGGAUCUCAGUCCAAAACUCUCCUCUCUUCUUGUGUUUCCCUCUUGGGAUCUCAGUAAUCUCUCAAAACCUUUCUCAUCCCAUGAUCUAUAACUCAUUGCCUUCUUCUCUAUUCAAACCUCCCAAACUAAUUCCAUAGAAAUCCAUACGGCGUUCUUACCCCUUGAUAGUGUUGGAUUGACAAAUAAAAAAAAAGGAAGAUUAUAUAUGAUUUUUAUUGGUCUUAUGGUGCUUCAUGGCAUUAAAGAAGAUCAAUAAAAAAGAAAGUUUGUAGUCACAUGGGAAGCUUGAUUUAUAGAAAGAAGGAGGUUGCAUUCAUACAAGGUGUUUGUGCAAUUGUCUCAAAGGGAAACUGGUCCAAUUUGUCGAACACUAAUGUCAGUCAUGGCUUCACCACCUCGAAUGUGAAUCAGAUUUUACUUCAGCUGUCGGCGGACACUUCUCUCUCAUGGGGAUUCUUCAAGUGGCUGCAGUCUCUUCCCCAUUACCAUCACUCCCUCCAGCCCAAUUGGACCAUGGUCCACCUCCUCACCAAGAACAGGCAGUUCAAAGCUGCACGAGAAUUGCUCGAGAGGUUCGCUUUCAAGGAUUUUCUCUCAUCACCAUCAGUGCUGAAUGCUUUGCUGAGCAGUUAUGAGGAUGCUGACUCGAAUUCUCAGAUCUUAAGUUGGCUCGUAAUUAUUUACUCGCAGUCAAAGAUGACUCAGGAUGCAGUUCAGAUAUUUGAGCAGAUGAAAAGCAAUGGCUUGAGGCCGGAUCCGCAUGCUUGCAGUGCUCUCUUGAGUGCACUUGCAAAGGCUAGACUCACUGCCACUGCAUGGAAAGUAUACAACGAAAUGAUUUGGAUGGGGGUUGUUCCAAAUGUCCACAUCUUUAAUGUUAUGAUCCAUGCUUGUUACAAGUCAGGCGAUGUCGAGAAGGCUCAAAAUUUGGUGAAUGAGAUGGAGCGGAGUGGCAUCCGUCCCGAUCUGUUCUCUUAUAACACAUUGAUCUCAUUGUUUUGCAAGAAGGGAAUGCAUUAUGAGGCUUUGGCUGUUCAGGAGAGAAUGGUUAGGGAAGGGAUCCAUCCAGAUAUUGUAACUUAUAAUUCUCUUAUUUAUGGGUUUUGUAAAGAAGGUAGAAUGAGGGAGGCAUCAAGGCUUUUUAAAGAAAUCAAGGGUGUCAUUCCUAACCUUGUAACCUAUACCACUCUCAUUGAUGGCUACUGCAGAGUGAACAACCUUGAUGAGGCACUUCGUUUGCGUGACGAAAUGGAGGCUAAAGGGUUGUAUCCUGGGGUAGCCACCUAUAAUUCAAUCAUUCGUAAGCUGUGCGAAGAAGGAAAAAUGAAAACCGUUAAUGAUCUUCUGAACGAGAUGGACGAGAGGAAGGUCCAACCUGACAACAUCACGUGCAAUACCUUGAUUAAUGCUUAUUGCAAGAGAGGGAACAUGGCCUUUGCAUGGAAACUGAGGAGUAAGAUGUUGGAAUCAGGAUUGGCUCUAGACCAGUUUACCUACAAGGCUCUGAUCCAUGGCUUCUGCAAGGUCCAGGAGUUGGAUGAAGCUAAGGUAGUCCUCUUUGAUAUGCUGGAUGCAGGAUUAUCUCCAAAUUAUAGUACUUACUCAUGGCUUGUGGAUGGUUACUGCAACCAGAAUAAUGCAGAGGCAGUGUUAAGGAUCCCAGAUGAGCUUGCUAAAAGAGGUCUUUCUGUGGAUAAGUCAGUGUACAGGGCUUUAAUUCGAAGAUUUUGUAAGCGGGGAUUAGUUGAUUUCGCAGAAAAAGUGUUUAUUCAGAUGCAAGGGAAGGGCUUCUCAGGUGACAGUCUUGUGUAUACCACCCUUGCAUAUGCUUACUUGAGUGCAGGAAAACCAAUUGCAGCUUCUGAAAUGAUAAAUGACAUGGCUAAGAAGCAACUAGUAAUAACUGUGGAGAUAUACAACUGCCUGAAUGCUUCUUAUGCUGAUGAGAAUGGCAUCUUAGAGCUGCUUUGGAAUCAUGCCAGUGAGAGAGGUCUGAUUGCAAAGAAUGUUUACAAGUUGAGGCAACAGGCCAGGUUAAACUUUUAAAGCAGUCAGAGAUACAAGCAGUCCACUUCUAGCAGAUAUUUUUAUAUGGUUUUGAGAUCAUUCAACAUUGUUUACAAGUGCAAAAUGUUGUUAUAAUCGUUGGAGCCUUUUCUUUUACCUUGUAAAUUAAUUGGUCCAUAAUUCGGUCUGUGAGGGGACUGGGAAGUAUAUUCAAACCCGAUUUGAUCAAUUUGCACAUAAACUAAGCUGCAUGGUUUAGCAUGCUGAAGGCAAAUGAAAGUAUGACGUAGUUCAAGACUUCAAAAGUGAAGUGUUGAUAAAUCAAGGCGUUCUGGUAAAUGUCCCCUUCACGAAAUCUAAACAGCUAUUGCCAUCUGCAUGUCAAUUUGUAGUGAUGCUGUGACAGUUCCUCAAGUUUUGGCCAUAUGAUCUGGGUUUUAUCUGCUACUGCCUUAAAUGCCAAAUAAAAUAAUUUUUGUUAUGGCCGCUGUGGUUUCCCAUAUUAUGUUGACAAUUAUUAUGAUUUUUUUUUGAAUUCUUGCAUGUGAUGCAAUUUCAUUGCAUGAGUAUGUGAUAUAUAUAUCUUACAGAUGCUUAUUUAUUCUUA
This is a messenger RNA of Phoenix dactylifera (date palm), 2815 nucleotides long. RefSeq names its product Tetratricopeptide repeat (TPR)-like superfamily protein. The record is from RefSeq and is a predicted model, not a curated record. NCBI's taxonomy places the organism in Eukaryota, Viridiplantae, Streptophyta, Magnoliopsida, Arecales, Arecaceae. Gene Ontology annotation, molecular function: mRNA binding; protein binding.